AUGAUGAUACCAGGCAAGGAGUGCAAGCUCCCCCUCGAGGCCGCCGUCUUCACCGCACAUGCUGCCCUCCGCGCUCAGGACUUUGGCGUCCACCGCGUCGAGCUCAACGCGCCCGGCUCCUAUCCCCACGGUGGCCUCACACCCCCCGUCAGCCAGUACCUCGCCUGCAAGGACGCCCGGAUCGAGGUGCCCCUACGCAUCAUGAUCCGCCCCCGCAGCGCCCCCGCCGACGGCGGCAUGGACUUCUUCUACACGCCCGACGAGGUCGAGCAGAUGGAGCGCAGCAUCGCCGCGUUCAAGGCCGCCGGUCGCAUGGACCCUUAUCGGGGGGACGGCUUCGUCUUUGGCGCCCUGCGACACGCCGGUCCCGACGACACCGCCCUCGACCCAACGGCCCGCGUCGCCGUCGACACCGACGUCUGUGCCCGCCUCGUCCAGGCCGCCCGGCCCUAUGGCUGCUGCUUCCACAGGGCCUUUGACCACAUCGCCGACUACGACGAUGAGCUGACCCUCAAGGGCAUCAAGGACGUCGCCGCGUGCGGCUUUAAGUGCGUCCUCACCGCCGGCGGCACCGUGGGCCCGUAUACCAGCCACCUCCAGAAGCUCGACUACAUGGCCACCAAGAUCACCCAGCGGAGCGAGCUGGGCGACAUCGAGCUCGUCGUCGGCGGUGGCCUGCGCGGCGCAAACGUCGCCGCCGCUGUGCAGAAGCUCGGCAUGCACACCAACGGCCGCGUCUGGACGCACUCGGCCGCGGUCACUGACCGCCGCGUCGGCGACGACCACUUUGACGAGAUUGAGCUCAUGGACAUUGUGUCGAUGCUCUCCCAGGCGGCCGUGCAUUAG
This is a messenger RNA of Emericellopsis cladophorae, 846 nucleotides long. RefSeq names its product Copper homeostasis protein-like protein. The record is from RefSeq and is a predicted model, not a curated record. Bases 1 to 846 code for a protein of 281 amino acids. Gene Ontology annotation, molecular function: copper ion binding. The transcript has a single exon. Lineage: Eukaryota; Fungi; Ascomycota; Sordariomycetes; Hypocreales; Bionectriaceae.